AGUGUUCACACGACACACACAGCGCUCCGCUCGUCGUGCGAGUGAAUUGUGCGCAUGGAAGUCGCGUAGGAAUUCCGGAGGUGUGCAUCGCGGCCGACGGGCGACGACUUGGGCAGUCCGUAUGCCUCCCGCUGCGAUCGUCGUCGCGCUUUCGUGUGUGCCCCAGUGUGCCCCCUCAGGCCGACCGAAAACAAGCAAGCAAGCAAAGCCAGCUAACCGAGUAACCAACCCAGUCGGGCGCUGCUGACCAAUCAGUCGCCGGAGUUCAUCGCGCCUCCGUCACGUAUCUGCGUCGCGCUCUAACCUCAAUCGCAUCGCUGCGUCUGUCGCGCUUCCUCCCGCGACCUCUUCUCUUUAACGCCCUCCUCCCUCCCCGCCCCCCUUCCUCCUCUGUCCUCUCGCGCUCCUCUUCCUUCCCCUCCUCUUUCUUCUCCCCCUCCGUCAUCGCUGCCCUCUUCCUGUCGCGUACAUCCCGCGCCGUUUGUCUCUUCCUCUCCCGCCCUCUCUCUUCUCUCUCUCUUUCUCUCUCUCUCUAUCUAUCUCUCUCUCCCUCCCGCUUAGAAUCGACUUAGUGCAUCGUGCGAUUUUAUACGUGCUUCCGUGUGUAUAUCACUUACCGACGACAUCGGACAUCCAGGAUGCAAGCCAUCAAGUGCGUGGUCGUCGGCGACGGUGCGGUGGGUAAAACAUGCCUACUGAUAAGCUACACCACCAAUGCAUUUCCCGGGGAGUACAUUCCAACGGUAUUCGACAACUAUUCCGCGAACGUGAUGGUCGACGGGAAGCCGAUUAAUCUCGGUCUGUGGGACACGGCGGGGCAGGAGGAUUACGACAGACUACGGCCGCUAUCCUAUCCGCAAACCGACGUCUUUCUGAUCUGCUUCUCGCUGGUGAACCCGGCGAGUUUCGAGAACGUGCGCGCCAAGUGGUAUCCGGAAGUACGCCACCACUGUCCCGCCACUCCGAUUAUCUUGGUCGGCACUAAGCUGGAUCUGCGCGAGGACAAGGAGACCAUCGAGCGUUUGAAAGACAAAAAAUUAGCCCCCAUUACUUACCCUCAGGGUUUAGCAAUGGCAAAGGAGAUUGGCGCUGUCAAAUAUUUGGAAUGCUCCGCUCUGACACAGAAAGGUCUGAAGACUGUGUUCGACGAGGCGAUACGCGCCGUACUAUGCCCCGUUCUGCAAGUGAAGCCAAAGCGCAGAUGUUUCCUUCUAUAAUAUUAAAUGUAUCCCUCUUUGCACGUUGGUACUGGAAUGUGUUGAAAGUGUUACCUGUCUCCAGUGUACCAAGCACUAAUCGAAUCGAUCGGGUGAAUUUACUGACUAUUUGGGAACCCCAGUUGUACCAGCCUACGUUCAGCAAAGAGGCUGCUGCCAAACAUCUGCCAGCAUAAGCGCACAAACGUCAGUUCGGUAAUAAAAAAAUUUCCAGCGAGCAAAACAAAAGAGGGUUCAUACACGUGGAAUCGUGAAUUCGGGAUAUAUAAAAUUUAUUCUUACGUGAGAUUCUCCAUCACACAUCUUAAAGGAGAGGGGAGAAAAAGAAUCACGAAGGAAUUUCUGCUGUCGACAUGAGCAAAACUUCCAGUCUAGACAGUCUAAAUCACAUUAUAGGGCUAUUAAAUGCGAAUCGACUGGAUGUUCUAAGCGAAAGGAGUGUAAAAGAAGCCAAAAUAACUGAACUAACCACUGUACAGUAUACUAGAAGUACGUUAUUAAUAUUACAAUUAAUAAUUAUAUAAUGAAUGGUAAAAAGAAAAAAAGCAAAUAUUACCAUAAUAAUUGUAUAAGCGUCCAAACACACUGACUGUAUACUGAUCAGUUUAAUCAAAGAGGAAAACCAUUUUAUGCUAUUUGCCAUUGUACAUUUUAGGUAGGACACGUAUAGUUAACACAUUUAAAAUGUGGGGAAGAAUAAAAAGGAGAAAAAUAUAGAGUAGUUUUCCUUAUUGCGAAAGAUUUCAAUAUGCAUCAAGUAAAUUCGGAGAGAAAAAGGGGGAGAGAGAAUAUUUUUUGCGUAGAAUACACAUGGCAAACAACCUGUUUGGACGAUAUUCAUAUAGAUGUUCAUUAUAUAAAUGUGAAUAACGAUAACUCCACGCAUAUAUACAUUUCUCCAAGUACUUAGAGCAACCAUAAGUAUUUCUUUUGAUUCUGAGCAUUUUUUCAAUGCAAUAUGUUCACCUGAAGAAGGCUUUAACAAAGCUUCAACAGAGAGAGAGAAAGAGAAAGAGAGAGACAGAGAGUUGCUUUCACAAAGAAAAUUAAUUAGUCUCUGAAAAACACCGAUCUGUUACGUUUCGUAAAAGGUCCUAGGUUUAUUUGAGAAAUUGUAUAUAAAAUCUAUCCAAUUGAAGGCGUUAGAUAUGUAAUCGAAUGCCAUUCAAUGUUCACUGUGCACGUCCUAUAUUUAAUUUUGUUCAAUAGUUUAACAAUAGUUUCUGCUUCUCGAAGGUAUCAGUUCGUGACGAUUCUGAAACGAAUAAUUAACCGAUAGAUACGCGAAAAAUUGAAAAAAAAAAACUGAUAGCUAUAUUUUCCAAGCGGAAUCGAUAGCGCAGCGGCUGCAUAACAUGGCUUCCUUCUUCCACUAAAUUGGUUAAACAUUUAUCGUAAAUGUUACAUACUGUAAUUUAAGAAAGAGAAAAAAAAUAGCUAACUGUAUACAAGAGUUCUAGAUGUAUGUGAUACAAGUAUAAAUGUCAAAUCGAGCGUUUAAAGAUUUCUCUGCUUCGUGUUGUUUCGCUCGGCAAAUGUUUUCUUGAUGACGAUCUGUGAUUGGUGCCACACAAUGUAUUCACGUUCUUUUUCAUAGGAAUUACUGCGUGUCAUCGAGCUGGAAUAUAAAAAAAGGGAAAAAAGAAAAAAAAAAUAAAAUGUUGCAUUUAAACAGAAUGCUGCAUUAAAAAAACAAAAUGCGAUUAUACCGAAGCAGAGGACGGGCAAAUGUUUUGUGUAUGUGAAAAAGUGAGAACGAAUAUGAGAAGCAUGAGUGUGUGAUGUAACGAGAGAAAAAUAUGCUAUAACGUAACAACUGUACAUAAAUGCUGAAACUUCAAAUGUAUUCCUACUUAUUACCACGUAUAGUAUACACUAUACGAUUUUACGUAAUGUAUGCGUAUACUGUAGUAGUGGUAAUAUGAGCUAUAUACAUAAGUCGCUGAUCGAAUCUAAAUCGUUACUUGUUUUUUAUAUAUAUAUUAUAAAUAUAUAUAAAACAAAACGCGGGGGAGGGGGGAAGCUGGACCAAGACCUAACUAAACUCAAUCAUCGCAGAUCCAUAUUAAUCUCUGUGCAAUCUGUUUGAGAAAGAAAUGAAGAUUCGGUCCGUAUGGAAAAGAAUCACUAAAAAAAAGAACUAUUGUAACUAAAUAUGCUUUA
Molecule: messenger RNA, 3380 nt
Organism: Wasmannia auropunctata (little fire ant)
Lineage: Eukaryota; Metazoa; Arthropoda; Insecta; Hymenoptera; Formicidae
Gene: Rac1
Product: ras-related protein Rac1
Exons: 3
Coding region: 639-1217 (192 amino acids)
Biological process (GO): actin filament organization; motor neuron axon guidance; regulation of cell shape
Cellular component (GO): cytoskeleton; cell projection; cytoplasmic vesicle
Molecular function (GO): GTP binding; GTPase activity; protein kinase binding
Source: RefSeq, a predicted model, not a curated record